This is a messenger RNA of Lymnaea stagnalis (great pond snail), 7138 nucleotides long. Lineage: Eukaryota; Metazoa; Mollusca; Gastropoda; Lymnaeidae. The record is from the annotation of a GenBank genome assembly.
UUGAAAUGUUUUUAUUUUUGUUUCGUUGUACUGUGUAAAUUUAACAAUGUUUUUUAUUUGCUGCAAAAUGGCUGCCUCCAUGAAAAGAUUCAUGUAUUUGUAAACAUGGUCACCUAAUCAAGCCUAAUGACAUAUUAUAAGCAUUGUUUGACCCAUACUUUAAAAAUGAUUUAGAAAUUAAAGUGCAACAAUAAUCGAGUCAACAAGUUGUUUCAGAAAUUUUUUAAUAGUUUCACCCAAUCUAGGAGUACCGCUGCAACAUUACACGACUGCAGUGUACACUACACUUACACAGAUGUCGUCUGUCAAUGAGGCUCAACAGGUGAAUUGAUAACGAUAACUGAUGAAUUAAUUAACUGAAAGCUAGGAGGAGGUCAUAUUUACCAAUUAUCAACUUUACAUUACGGCUUUAGACAUCGUUGACUGUACUGGUAGGCUAGUCAACAAUGGAUCCUCAAAUUAAAUCAAAUUGUUAGACUGUUGUACUAAUUACUAAAGCUUACUAAGGGAUCAUCCAUGCCAUAAAACAUUAAAGUGUCUAUUGGUAGUUUACAUUAGUUUACUACCAAUAGCUUCUAGUUAGGGCAGGGAACUAUUUGUAGUAAACUAGCAAUAGGUUCUAGAGAGCUAUUGGUAGUCCAGCAAAUCAAACCAAAAUCAGAGCUUUAAAUUAAUUUAAAACGAAGUGUCUACACAUCCGGCGCGCCGGACAAAUAGUGCGCAAGAUAUACGUCCGGCGGCAUGUCACGCUAGUAGAUUUAUUAUUCCGAACGAAGUGCAGUUUGGUAGAUCUUGCGUGGUUUAGUGUUAGAGCGGUUGCUUAAUGACUUAAAUGUUAUUAUGAUUUGAGGAUCAAUACCGGGGCUAGGAUCAUGUUUUUUCUUCCCAUUUUAAUCAAAAAUAUUUUAUACUAUAUUUAUAUUAUCAUGUUCAUCAGCAACAGUAGUUUGAUGAGAAGUUUUUAAAUAUUUUGUAGCAAUUUAAACAAUUUAAGAUGAAAUCGUUUACUUUUAUUGGUUGCCUACUCCACACUGGCCCCUAAUUUAUUUUAUGGAUUACCGGUACACAAACUCAAAUAACAAACAAAACAAAAAUGUUUACAAGCCACUUUCACUUAAGUUUUUUUCUAUUAUUUGCGUUCAAGAUACUAAGUACAUUACUUGGUAGAGAAAUAGAUUUUAAAAUUAACAAAUUAAUAACAAUAGUUUUGAAUCAUUCGCAGUCACGUGACAAGGCUGACUGACAAGAUAUCUCUCACCACUUUGUUGCGGCGGUCAUGUGGCUUGGUCGCCGGACAAAUAGUGCAGGAGAUAUACGUCCGGCGCGCCUGACGUGUAGACACUGCCAAUUUAAAAACCCGCUAUCAAUGACGCUGGCAAAAUAUUGCCUCGCCUCGUUCAUUAUUACUAAUUCAUACUAGUGACAACACCUUGGAACUAAUUAUAAAUUCUACAGUACUGUUUUGGCUUUAUUGUUAUAUAAUUAUAAUUUAUAAUAUAGACUUAAUAUAGAUAGAUGUAUGAAUAUGAUCAUAUUCUGAAAAAAUAUUACCCAGCUUCUUCUUUGCCAAGGCCAAAGUAAUUAUUAUUAUAAGUAAAGUGGUUUUAUAUAGCGUGGGCGUGGUAUCCCAGCCUAGGCCCGGGCUCACCAAGCUGUACAUACAAUUUAACAAACAUAAUCAUGAACUUAAAAAAUUAAUUAACAUACAUUAAUGAAAUAAAACAAAACAAAUGUAUAUUUAAAACUAUUUACAUGUAUUGUAAAGCAAUGGACAACACCCAGCAGCAUCGUUUUUCGGUCAGAGGGGGGAAUCAGUCAGGAUAGUAGAGUUUAAAAAGAUUUGUUUUGAGUGCAGUUUUGAAGGCUGUGGUGUGAAAAUAAAAUCCAACAUAGGCCUAUAUACUUUAGAGUGAUUUCAUGGAUGUAAUUAAAAAUAAAUUGUGACUACCAAUAUCAUUAGACUUAGUCAACACUGCUCUAAUCAAUCUAUCACUAUCAUCAAUUGAUAGUUUUUUAUAGUAAACUACCAAUAGCCACCUAAAAGCUACUGGUAGUGGAGCACCAAUAGCUCUCUAGUUUACUACCAGUAGCCACACCCUAAAACAUCACCAAUCUAGGGGGAUGGGGGUCACAUUUUUGUGAUGAGGAGUGGGGGGGGGGGGGGCUUAAGCAAUGUAUUUAUAGUGAAAAAUUGCACUUAAUAACCCUAAAUUACAUUCAUUUGAAACGUCAUUCUUUUUAAAAAAAUUUUAUAAAUAUUUUAUUUUUAAACUACCAUCACUGAGAGAUUCAGUUCAGGCACAGGUCCGAAAAAUGGCUUUUGACAGGGGGGGGGGGAGCUUAAGCAAUGUAUUUAUAGUGAAAAAUUGCACUUAAUAACCCUAAAUUACAUUCAUUUGAAACGUCAUUCUUUUUAAAACAAUUUUAUAAAUAUUUUAUUUUUAAACUACCAUCACUGAGAGAAUCAGUUCAGGCACAGGUCCGAAAAAUGGCUUUUGACCAAGUGACAGGCUGCCAUGGAGGAGGACAAAAUGGGUGUAGUGACAUUGACAGUCAAGAGAAUUUAUAUCAAAAUGUGGCGAUAGGAGCCAUAGAAUAAGGACUACCACGUGAUGUGGGAUGGGACAAAAAAUGCUCUAGGGCAGGGAUUCUUAAGCUUUUUGCAGCAAUAAUUUCACAAAUUAAAUCAGAUGCGCAGAAACAUACAGUGGAUUACAGUGCGUGUUCACUAGGCUAAAUGUAACCGUUGGCAUAUCUUAAGAGUUACUUGUGAGAACACAAAGCAACAGUAUGAUGAUCAUUACUGAAACUUGCAAGGAAAUUUGUAUAGCCUUUAACUUUGAAAACACUGGUAAUUAGAACUAAUGGAUUUCACAGGUUUUUAGGUGACUGAUGGCUAUCUUAGGCUAUUUUAGGAUUGUCAGUCACAAUUGCAGGAUAAUUAUUGCAGAAUUUGUGCAUAAAUGUACAUAAAAAUUAUGCCAAACCCCCUCCAACCCUUGUGUGCAAAAUCAACCCCCCCACCCCCCUUUUUCCCUGACAAUGCAUUUGCAAUAUAUAGAUGUCCCCUUAGUCUAUACAUUAAAACUGGGAGAGGCAACGCAAUAGCCGAUGGCCACAGUCUAUAGCAGUCUAUGUGUAAACCAGGGUAAAAUCAUAUUUUAAUGUAGUAAAUACAAUAUGAAAGAAAUAGGAUAUUUUUCUUAAUUUUUUAUUAAUUUCUAUUUUAUUUACUUUUUAAAAUCAAUUUUUUGCAUUAUAGGGCCUAGUUAAUAUUCCAAAAUGGCAGAAUGUCUUUCUGUAUCAAAGCAACAAACAAACAUUUAAUUGUGAUUUAACAAAUAGACUAGAACUAAAAAUUAACUCCAGCCAUUUCCUGCCAUUUGCUGAGAUAUUUGUUGUGUAGGCUGUAAGGAGAGCUCUUUUAUUUAGGUUUUCUUCUUUUUAAGAUGUCGGAGAUGUGAACAUUUGGAACAGAAAUAACCCAUUGACUUAUUUAUCAACUAUUUAUUAAAAAUAAUAUAAAAAAUACAUUUAAUUAAUGACAUUAAAAUACCAGAUUGACAUGGACAAAUUUAAAAUAGCUGGAGUGGACCAUAACAGCACUAUUUAAUUAAGAUUUUAAGAUUAUCAUUGGUCCUCUCUCUCUCCCCCCCCCCUCCCUUUUCUCACAUUAACUUAAAAAUUGCUGGGUUGUAUGGUAAAGUGUGUUGACUCUUGGACUAGAUUUACAUACAUGAGCUAAAUUUUAUGUCCUUGACACAGUAUAAUUAAAUAAAGCCUAUAUUCAAUCCAGAACUAGGUACAUCAGUUUAUUCACCCAUAGAAUCUACCAAUAUUGAUUGUCAGAAGGAUAAGUAUCAGUAGGCCUAGACCAAAUAAUUUAUACAAUAAAAAAUGUCAUGCCAUAUUAAUGAAAAUUAGAUGAUUAAAUCACUUAAUAAUUAUUUUACUUAAAAGACAGUUAUUAAAAAAAAAUGAUACAGGCUUAGCUUAAAAGGAAGUAGGCCUCACAAAGGAAAUCUACCCCAAAAAAUUGAAUGCUUCCUAGUUUUGAGCUGUUCCUUUUCUCCCUUUUUGUUCUGUUUAAAUUAAUGAAGAAUGUGUGCCACUAUGUCCAUGUUAUUGUUUUGUUCUGUUUAAGGAAGAAGGUGUUGUGCCACUAUGUCCAUGUUAUUGUUUUGUUCUGUUUAAGAAAGAAGGUGUUGUGUCACUAUGUCCAUGUUAUUGUUUUGUUCUGUUUAAGAAAGAAGGUGUUGUGUCACUAUGUCCAUGUUAUUGUUUUGUUCUGUUUAAGAAAGAAGGUGUUGUGCCACUAUGUCCAUGUUAUUGUUUUUUUCUGUUUAAGAAAGAAGGUGUUGUGUCACUAUGUCCAUGUUAUUGUUUUGUUCUGUUUAAGAAAGAAGGUGUUGUGUCACUAUGUCCAUGUUAUUGUUUUGUUCUGUUUAAGUUUAAUAAGAAAAAGGUGUUGCGUCAACAUGUACAUUUUGCAGUUUUGUUCUGUUUAAGAAAGAAGGGGUUGUGCCAAUAAGUACAUUUUGCUGUUUUUUUCUGUUUAAUGGAGAAGGUGUUGGGCCAGUAGGUCCAUGUUACUGUUUUGCUAUGUAAGGAAAAUUCUGUUGUGCCAAUAUUUCCAUGUUUUUAUUUUGUUCUUUAUUUCAUGCUUUCCUAUGUCCUAUUAUUUAAUUCCCCUCUCAUCAAGAACUUGAUUUGGUAGCUAAUAGAUAUCUAUUUUAAUAUGCAUAUUUUUUUUGAAGGAAGAAUUGGAAGUAUUGAAAUCCAUCUAUGAUGGAGAUGUUGCCUUCAAACAGAUUAGUGACACAACCUUUCAAUACAAGGUACAACAUCUCCUGCUUACUUAAAAUACUUCUUUGUUCAAUGCUAGCAAAUGAUAAAUUAUUUAGUAAUUCUUUUUGGUGUUUUUUAAUGACUUAAAAUUAAAACUUAAAGUAACAGUUUCAAGUUUGAAAUAAAGUAUAUAAAUGAAUGUUACUGAUAACAUUAAAUAUUUUAUUCAUUUGUAUUUAAAAUACUUAGAUGUGUCAAUAGUAAACCCUUCACUACUGCAUUAUAGUAUUGAAAGGGUUCAUAAAAAUUUUAUGGUCAAAAUAUGAUUGUUUUGAAAAUUUUGUGAAAAUUUGUUUUUUGUUGUUGAUGCAGUUUGGUGAAGAUGGCAGCUACAAGUCAUUCAUUGCUGAAAUUUCAUGGCAUGAUAACUAUCCAGAAGAUGUGCCUAAUAUUAAUAUGGAGCUCUUCUAUAACAAGCAUGUGUAAGGCCUGUUGUUAAGUAAUUUAACAAAAAUAAUGUUUAAAGUACACCUAAAUGAAAAGAUAUUAGUUUCUAAAAUUGCUUGCUGCAAAUUUAAAAAAAAAAUUAUUUAAAUUGAAGUAGAAUUCGAAGUCUUAUCUUUUGAUUUUCUUUGGGAUGUAAAGGCCUUAUGAGUCAAAGUGAAUUGGUCAUUUUUCCAAAGAGUAUUUUUUUUGAAAAUGCCGCCAUGAAGCGUCAUUUCAUGUUAUAUAUGUUGCCUAAAGAGAGAAUGUUAAAAAUUAUUAUACAUCAUAUUAAAUGUAACAAAGCGUUGAGAUUGCAGUAUAUUCUGAGUAGACUUAGCUACAGUUGAGAUACAAAAGAUGAUGUUUGAUCAGUCCAACAGAAGACUUACUCUUUACUAUAUUAUUUCCAAACAAGAUGUUGUGUUUAUCAGUCCAAUAGACUAACUCUCUACUAUAUUACUUCCACACAAGAUAAUGUUUGAUCAGUCCAAAAGACUUAUUCUCAAAUAUAUUAUUUCCAGUAAUUCAUUGUUUUCUCUAAUUUGAUAGAGCAUCGUCUGUUAAAGAAUCUGUAAAGGCAGGAAUUCUUCAACAGGUAUGGAUUUAAUAAUAGUACCUGUACCUAUGCACUCAUUUUAGCAGUAUUAUAUACAAUCUCUGAUGGUAACUCAUCUAUUAAUCUCAUUAAUCAUAAAGUCAAUUUUUAUUAAAAUUUGAUAAAAUUUAAAUUCCUAUCUUUAUGCUGUUAGUGUGUCAGUCGAUACAUUAAAGUACAUAUGUUUUUUUAUUGUAACAUAUUUUUUCAGGCACAAGAUCUAUUAGGUAUGUCUAUGACAUUUUCCUUGUUUGAGUGGGUCAAGGACAACUUAGAAACCCUUCUGGAAGAUCAACCAAACGCUCCCCCUUCUAUCACAGUGAGUAGUAAAUUUACUCAAAAAAAUAAUUUGAUAUUCUUAAUAGUGACAAUAAAAUUGCUAAUAUUUUUUGUAAAAUCAAUUUAAUCUAUUCUUACCAAGUCAAGUGAGAUUUUAAUAAUUUUUUUAUUGCACACAGUUGUUAAUAAGAUUUGGUUAUUAAUUUUACUGAUUUUUAUUUCUUUUGAAUUGUAUACAACAAUGUGUUAAAUUUUAUAUGCUUUGAAUCAUAUAUAAAAAUGUGUUUAAAUUAUAGGCUUGGAAUCAUAUACAACAAUGUUUUAAAUUAUAUGAUUGGAAUCAUAUACAACAAUGUUUUAAAUUCCAUGCUUGGAGUCGUAUACAACAAUGUGAUAAAUUAUAGGCUUGGUAUCAUACACAACAAUGUGUUAAAUUAUAGGCUUGGAAUCAUAUACAACAAUGUGUAAAUUAUAGGCUUGACAAAUCAUUAUUUUUUUCUUAUUUGUGUCUUAUAAAUAACAGCCAAACUGAAUUCAUUGACUCAAUCAUAAAUUAAGUUACUUAUCAUUUGAUUGGUUUUAUAACUCAUUAUCUCCAACAUCAUCUCACUGCAGACAUUACAACCUCAAGUGGAUGAUGGUGAUGACGACAGCCCCAUGAAGAAGGACAAGAAGGAGCAGCUGACAAAGUCACAAAAGAGGAGGCUGUUUGAUCGUUUUGGUGCCACCACUGACCGCCCACGUGGCUGGGACUGGGUGGACAUCAUAAAACACUUAUCACAGACUGGUGGCAAACCUGAAUCCUAGAUUCUCUGUGUUAGUUGAGAGUGAAUGGAAUAUGCCUGUGAUUCAUAGCUUGGGAAGAUGUUGUGUUUUUUGUGGGUUUUUUCUGCCCUGGGCAAUAAAAUGCCUAAUAAAAUAUAUGCAUUGUCUAAAUGUCUUGAAUAAUUAUUUGAUAUAAUUUUUGUUGAUAUAUAUAAAAUAAAUGGG